This is a messenger RNA of Lasiodiplodia theobromae, 1872 nucleotides long. RefSeq names its product Aryl-alcohol dehydrogenase. Bases 1 to 1872 code for a protein of 623 amino acids. NCBI's taxonomy places the organism in Eukaryota, Fungi, Ascomycota, Dothideomycetes, Botryosphaeriales, Botryosphaeriaceae. Gene Ontology annotation, molecular function: flavin adenine dinucleotide binding; oxidoreductase activity, acting on CH-OH group of donors. The transcript is spliced from 3 exons. The record is from RefSeq and is a predicted model, not a curated record.
AUGGCUGCUGUUGACACCUCUACAUCCGCUGGCAUUGAGUCGGCUGAGUUCGAUUUCGUGGUUGUGGGAGGCGGUACCUCAGGCCUUACAGUCGCCUCUCGACUGACCGAAAACGAAGGCAUCCGAGUACUCGUGCUAGAGGCUGGCCAAAACCGCCUCGAUGACCCGAAAAUCACCGUCCCCGGUCUUGCAGCGAGCACAUAUUCCGAUCCAGACUAUGACUGGUGUGUCACAUGUGAACCUCAGGCGCAUCUCAAUGGCCGCACUAUCGGCCAGCCAACAGGAAAGGUCCUUGGCGGUUCAUCUGCCAUCAAUCUCGGAAUGAUCAUAUACCCAUCCCAAUCCGACUUUAAUUCGUGGGAGAAACUGGGCAAUCCAGGCUGGGGAUGGAGCUCCAUUGCACCGUACUUUCGCAAGUUCCAUACAUACUCCAAGCCCGACAGGGAGGGCCUGGGUGAAGAGCUCAUGCUUGACUACAUGGUCGAAAAGGCCCAGGGAGACAGUGGACCGAUUCAAGUCUCGUUCGGCGGCGCCGAUGGGUCUGCACCCUUCAGCAAAGCCUGGCCACGUACUUUCCGCACCCUCAACCUGGACAUGACCGGUGAUCCCAUCUCGGGCGUCGCGAGCGGCGCAUUCAACCCCCCAUCCAAUAUCGAUCCUACCACUCGCACAAGGAGCUAUGCGGGCUCCGCGUAUCUGAACGACAAAGUUCUCAAGCGUCCGAAUCUCCGGGUCAUCACUGAAGCCUUUGUCGAGAAGGUAGCACUGGAGAGGCAGCCCGAUGGAUCCUGCAGGGCGACCGGUGUCCACUUCACCGCGAAGGACGGCACAGCCCAUCAGAUUGCAGCCAAGCACGAGGUCAUCGUUGCUGCUGGCGCCUUGAGAACGCCCCAACUGCUUGAACUGUCCGGCAUUGGCUCCAAAGAACUGCUCACGAGGCAUGGAAUCGAAUGCUUUGUCGACAACAGCCAUGUUGGAGAGAACCUCCAGGACCACGCGCUCGUGCCCGCUUCCUGGGAGGUCCAAGACCCGAUGACAUCUGGCGACCAGAUGCGGGAUCCUGCCGUCCAGCAAGCUCUGUUCGCAGCCUACCAAUCCGCAGCUGCGGGGCCUCUUUCUGCCUGUCUGCUCCCUUCGGCAUUCUUCCACGCCCUCGACCAGGACCUCGCCCCAGCCGACUUGUCGGAACUCGUCUCUGCUCACUUGAGAGAUGCCGACUUGCCCGCCCAUCUCCGCGCCCAGUACGACGUGCUCGCGGCCCAGCUGUCGUCGCCGAGCAAUACCACGGUCCAAUAUACUCUUGCCCCCUUUCAAAUCAUCCCAGCCGCCGGGCCGUCGCCAAAGGACUUCCUCUCCAUGUCCACUCCUGGCUUCUAUGCCACGAUUGUGUCUGUGCUGAACUACCCCUUCAGCCGUGGGAACGUCCACAUACAAUCCAAAGACCCAAGGGCGGCGCCCGUAUUCGAUCCCAAGGCCAUGUCGCACCCAUUGGAUCUGGAAAUCCACGCGCGUCAUCUGUUCUUUCCCGAACGACUGCGCGCAACACCGCCUCUGUCGCACCUGUUCAAAGAAAAUGGUCGGCGCAUUCACAACGGAGGGAAGCCGAUCGAGACCAUGGAAGAGGCACGGGAGAUGGUGAGAAACGGGUAUAUCCCGCAUUUCCAUCUGUGCGGAACUGCAGCCAUGAUGCCGCGGGAGCUCGGUGGCGUCGUCGAUUCACGCUUGAACGUCUAUGGAGUCAGCGGCCUGCGCGUCGUAGAUGCUAGCGUAUUUCCACUGAUUCCAAGAGGCAACAUUCAGUCAGAUGUGUACGCGGUGGCUGAGAGGGCUGCCGACAUCCUGGCCGAAGAUUGGCAGAAGACAUGUCGGUAG